Heterotrigona itama is the source of this 1528-nucleotide messenger RNA. The record is from the annotation of a GenBank genome assembly. NCBI's taxonomy places the organism in Eukaryota, Metazoa, Arthropoda, Insecta, Hymenoptera, Apidae.
GAUACGCAUGGUAUUUUCGUUAAAUAUGUUGAUAGGGAUAGUUCUGUGUAAGAUGUUUUGCGUACUUAUUAUCUUAUCUAUUUUAUUAUUAAUGUUGAGGAAACAAUACUCCAAAAUGCGAGCGGAUAGAACGCACAGCGAAACAGUAGUAGCUUUCUUUCAUCCUUAUUGCAAUUCUGGCGGUGGUGGUGAAAGAGUACUUUGGGCUGCAGUCAGUGCUAUUCAAAACAAAUAUCCCAAUGUACACAUAGUUAUCUAUACUGGAGAUCUUGAUGCGCAUCCAGAACAAAUUUUAAACAGGGCUGAAAAAGUAUUUAAUUACAAAAUUGAGCAGAAGAUUGAAUUUAUAUAUUUGCAUGGACGCAAAUGGGUAGAACCAUCAAUGUAUCCAUAUUUCACACUUUUGGGGCAGAGUUUGGGAUCACUUUGGCUAGCCCUUGAAGCUUUAAAUACUUUCGUACCAGACAUUUACAUUGAUACCAUGGGUUAUGCAUUUACGUAUCCAUUAUUUAGAUAUAUUGGUGGAUGUCGAAUAGCAACAUAUACUCACUAUCCUACAAUUUCAACCGACAUGUUGAGACACGUUUAUAGAAGAACUGUCUCACAUACUAACAGAAGAGUUAUAGCUAGAAAUCCAUUUUUAUCAGCAGCCAAACUUGUUUAUUAUAAAUUAUUUGGACUUAUAUAUGGUUGGGUUGGUAGCAGAGCAGAAAUUAUAAUGGUUAAUUCUUCAUGGACUGAAGAACAUAUUAACGCAAUUUGGAAAUGCCCAUUGAGAACUCAUAAAAUUUAUCCACCAUGCAAUGUAAAGCACUUGACAUCCCUGUCGCUUCCCGAUGAUGAUGAAAAAUGUAAGAACAUUCGUAUAUUAUCAGUUGCCCAAUUUAGACCAGAAAAGAAUCAUCCAUUAAUGUUGAAAGCAAUGUAUGAGCUUAGAUCAAUUGUCCAAGAAGAAAUUUGGGAGAAAACUCGUUUAAUUCUUAUUGGUUCCUGUCGAAAUUUUGAAGAUGAAAUACGUAUGAAAGAUAUGCAGGAUUUAUCAAAACAUUUUGCAUUAGAUGAAAAUGUAGAAUUUAAACUGAACGUACCAUACUCGGAACUUCUAUCGGAAUUUCAACGGGCAAUGAUAGGAUUGCAUACAAUGUGGAAUGAACAUUUUGGCAUAAGCGUUGUUGAAUGCAUGGCAGCGGGAUUAAUUGUAAUAGCUCAUGCUUCUGGUGGGCCAAGGGCUGAUAUAAUAGAAAUACAACCAGGAUCACAAAAUGGAUUUUUAGCUACAGAAGCUGAAGAGUACGCAACAAUUAUGGCACAAAUUAUUAACAUGCAUUCCGAAGGUAGAAAUGCUAUUAGGACGGUUGCUAGGUAUCGUUAUUUUUGUAUUAUGUUUUUCUUAAUAUUUUUGAAAAUCUUAUUGGCAAUAUCAGAUAUAAAUUAUUUUUACAGAGCAUCCGUAAAUCGGUUUUCGGACGAAGUGUUUGAAAGAGAAUUCUUGCGAACGAUAGAACCAUUCUUUAGACAAAAACAAGAA